Paramuricea clavata is the source of this 10425-nucleotide messenger RNA. The record is from the annotation of a GenBank genome assembly. NCBI's taxonomy places the organism in Eukaryota, Metazoa, Cnidaria, Anthozoa, Malacalcyonacea, Plexauridae.
AUGCCACCAUUUCCGGAGCGAGAAAGUUCUCUUUUAGCGAAAUUGAAAAAGAAAAAAGCGCUGGCCGCAGGUAUAACCGAGGAAGAAGUGGUUGAACCUGCCAAACCAACAAUAAACGGCCAUGCUAGCCCAGAACCAGCUGCUACACCAUCGCCAGCUGUAGAAUUACCGGCGACUAACCCUCUGACGCUUAAUAACCUAAGUCCUCCAUCCCUGGUACAAAAUAAUGCAAGUGCUGGUUUACUUGUUGAUGUGUUUGAAACUAGCUCAAGUACAGUCCACAGUAGUGCGCCAACUACGUUGUCUCCUGGUGCUGAGGAAAAUCUUAAAAAGUAAGCCUAACUUGAAGCGGUUUUCAGGGUAUUUGGUUCAAAGCCAUAUCUUCAUCUUUUGGUACAAAAACGCGAAUAUGAUUUUAAAGCACGAUAAGCGUUUCUAAACCAUAUCCCUGUUUUGACGCGAAACGCAGAUAUGACUUUAAUAAAUAACGUUCUAUGACAACAUGACUAUACAUUAAAGCCGUCUUUCCAUUAGGCGGAAUUUUGCGCGCGGAGCGGAAUUUUUCUUUGUCUUUUCUAAUUAGUUCCACCCGAGAAAUCACAAGACAAAGAACUAGGGGUGGACCGGAACCAAUUUUUUAAGUUCCGGCCGGAACUGGAAAAAAGUUCCGGCCGGAACCGGAACUGAUCCAUUAAGCUAUAUAUAGUCAUAUGUUACUUUGUCUGCUGCCAGACAGGCAGACACUUCAAGUCACCAAGGAGAGAGCUCGCAAAUGUUAGAAUAAAAAGAUUGACAAAAGUCAUAAUGAAGUGUUAAUAGUGUACAUUCUCUUUGUGUAGUCCAAAUUAACUCAAUGCUAUUCAAUAAAUAAAUUUGAUAUUCUAUCUCUCUAGAAACGACAGAGUUCCGGUUCCGGCCAUACUUUUUUAUUAGUUCCGGCCGGAACCGGAACUCUGAAAAAUUGGGGUGCACCCCUACAAAGAACAUUUCCGCUCCGCGCGCAAAAUUCGGCCUAAUGGAAACCGGCUUAAGGACAUUUUCCAUUGCGGUCACUUUGUCCGCGCGGGUGGUGCGACCAAUUUUAAUCACGUGAAAAAUCAGUCGCGCGUGCACGCCAAGAAAGUUGAAUGUAGUUCUACUUCAUGGCGUGUCCGCGAGCAAUGAGGCGGACAAAAAAUGCACAGGUUAGACAACUACAGAGAAAGUUGAGUGAUGUUCAAGCGAACAUCACUCAAUUUCCAAUGGAAAAUGGCCUUUAAGCCAUUGAUCCGUGCGCCAUAUUAUCCAAAACAGUUUAACAUUUUUGGGUGAAGAUUGAUAUCAUAUUCACUCACCUAUAACGUUUAUCGCUUAUCUUCAGGUUUGUCUGCAAAAAUACUGGUGUGGUUUUUGAGAAUGACAUUCUGCAAAUUGGAUUGAAAUCGGAAUAUAAAGAUUACUUUGGUAAGUUGUUAUUACGUUCAGGGCUGCAAAUAAAUAUUUGACUUGACAGGACAUUUGUCCGAUCACUUUUAAUUUUCGUCACGAGACAAGUAUGUAUAGUCACGAGACAAGUAUGUAUAGCCAUUCCGGCGCAACGUUAAGUAAAAUGCUAGAAUACCUCGUAAGUUUUAUUGCAAAAUGUAAAUUGAGUGAAUUUGCAAUCGGAUUUUGUCAAAGCAAAAAAAUGUUUAAUGUGACAAUGUAUUUUUUUGAUCGGACCAAUGUCCGAUCAAAAUUACUUUUGCUCGGACAUUUGCCAAAUUUAGUCGGACCUUGUCCGAUGUCUAGUUGCUAUUUAUCCAUUUUAUGCAUGCGAUAUUGGUAAUUUAGAGCACCAUGCCUAAGUUCUUGAACAACUAUUUAAAGUUUUGAAGCCAGUAGAUUAAGGGCGAUUUUUAUAUGUUUAAUAUGUAACACGCGCUCAAAACUAUGAGUAUAAUGUACCACUUGGUUAUAACUACAUAAAACUUUUUAAUUUUUCAAUCGGCAAACAAAGUUAGAAAGUAUGUUUAUUGCUUUGUCUGUAAAAUUAAUAAUACUCAGAUGAAGACAGUUUGGACGGAACGCUAAAGAGAAAAUGAUGUUUGAAGUUCAGUAAAUUUUGCUUAUAUUGCUGUAAACAUGGUGUCCGUUUUAAAGCAUCAUUGAUAAUUGUAUUUUAAUGGUAAUUGUUUACAUUUACUUACAAGAAUACACAAGGUAGCUAGCUGUAUGGACUAGAAAGUUGUAGAGCUAAUUAGCUCAGCUAAAAAGUAUUUUUGAUAGGUACGCCAAAAAGAUUUUAGGUUUUGAAUGCUUUCCUUCGCAAAUACGUGCAUAGAAAAAAAAAAUGCCACUUACUAUUUUUCAUAUUCAUGAUUUUAGGUCGACUGGGAUUAUUCUAUGGAAACAAGACUUCAUCUCAAUUUGCUGGUUGGCGAACAACGUUACAUCUCCCUGGUGAACUCACAGAUAAUAUCCUUUUAAUGCUGCGAGCAUAAAUACGAAAUGGCUGUGUCUUUGUAAAGUUUAUUUUGUAUAUUCAUAGUAUGGAAAGCCCAUAAAUAUGCUAGCAGCAAAAGUGCUUACUCCACGUUAAUGUUGUGCUGUGCUGUGCUGUGUUGUGAUGGUGUACAUGCAUGGUGAUUGAUUUAGAUAUGGCUUGCUUUACCUUGUUUGCUUUUUGCUGCUUGGUUCUCUUUGCACCAGCAUUAUUUGAUCGUUCGAAGCGAGAGGAAACGACACUUCAUAAUGGUAUAAACGUGUCCCUGAGUUCCUUAUAUGGCACAAACGUGUCCCAGUAGUAAUCAUGCUACGAUGUAAUAAGAUUGCUUUCGCACGUGAAAUUUUGAACAGAUCACAUGCUACAGAACCCAGACAGCUGAUUGGGUUGUAGGGUUACAACGGCCACAUUGUCAUUUAUCCUACUCUUCUAAUUUCAGUGGAAAUCUUAAAAUCACGGACAUUGAAUAAAAUCCUGCCAUGAUUAUUGUUUAGUUAGCUUUGAUCAGUUUGAUGUAGGUACAUGUUCUUUGCUGUUCUACUGUUUGGUUAUCUGUCCUUUUAUUAUUACCACUCGUUACAAUUGUGUGUGUUAUGAUGUGUGUGGCCUUGAUUGAUUUCCACUGAUUGGUAAAGUUUGAGCGGUAUUGUUGUUGUGUAUAGACGUUUCCUUGACAACCUCUUACAGUUACAAAUUGAACUUAAACCGGUGGCACAAACAGUAGAAGGAGGCGCUCAAAUACAGCAGCAAGUCAGCGUUGAAUGUGAAAACGACUUUACAGAACAACCUGUAUUGGAUAUAGCGUUUAUGUAAGUAGUUUUCAUGCAUUAUUAGUUAAAUUAAUGUACAUUCACCAACAUUGUGAAAUAUAUACUUUCAAUCGAAGUGUCGGGUUAAGGUCCUGGGGCCGGUUGUAUAAAAACGUAAUUAGCGCUAACUGUAGUUAGCGUUAAUCACUGUAGUUAAAUCCUUAACUGUAAUUAGUGAACUACAUGACUUAACUGCGUUGCACAAAACGUAGUUAGUCGGAUAGUUAACUAAUCACGUAGUUAACUGUGCGUGGGGCUUGCGUGGGGCGUUUAAACACAAAAUUACAUAAAGUAAGCAGGGAGUAACGACCGCUGACACACAUUUUCAACAUGAUUGUGGACUCGUAUUUUGCAAAUAGGCGGGAAUUUUAUUCAAAACACUAGAAAACAGUGAAAAAUAAACAAGAAAACAAGGAAAAACCGCCACAAAAAUCAUAAAAGAAUGCAGUUUUUCCUUGAGAUGUCUACGUUAAACCAAGGUAUAGCUGUUUGGCAAUUAUAUAUCAGUGUUUCUUGGUGUAAUGGACCAUACUUCGUCUUCGAGAAAUCGUCCUGUGCAAAAAUAUGUUCUGUUUUCGUAAAAACACCAAAGCGAUAGCGUUUGAAGAGUUUAUAUUGUCAGGAAACAUUCACAGGGAAGAUAGCGAUUGAAAAUCUCAGGUAACCGUUGCUUUUCAUUGUUGUUUUACUGAAAAAUGUUGUUCACUCCUAUACAAACGCCAUUUUUAACUACGUUUUGGACAGUUAACUAUACCCUAAAGCAUAGUUAACUUUAACUACUUUUUAACUGCAGUUAAGGCUAACUACACUUUUAUACAACCGGCUUAACUACGUGAUUAAAGUUAACUAUUUUUUAAGGCUUUUUAACUACUUUUUAACUGCAGUUAGCGCUAACUACGUUUUUAUACAACCGGCCCCUGGACGCGGGCUAUUCAAGGCAAUUUUGUUACUAUAUAUUUGUCUUGUCUAUAUGAACGAAAAUGGAUAAUACGUGGUGCAACUUUGCUUACAGGGUUCGUAUAAAACUUGAAAAUCCUUGAAAGUCCUUGAAUUUGGAAGAAAAAAUUCAAGGCUUUGAAAGUCCUUGAGCUUAUGAAGAAGUGCUUGAAAGUCCAUAAAUUGAUCCUCCUUUAGUGGAUAUUAAUUUUCUGAAAUUGUUUGGCGUUAAGAAUUGGACAUUUUGUAACUUGAUUUUGUUCAUGUCUUACAAAGGCCAAAGCUGUUUGAAAUUCAUUAAAGUUGCCGUUUAAACAGUUUAACGUCACUUUUUACUGAUUUCUAACGCCUUCUUUUCAGCUGUAAGUCCUUGAAUUUCCUGAUACAUGACCUUUAAAAAUCCUCGAAUUUAACUUCUUCCUGACCUGUACGAACCUUGUCAGCUUAGUAAUCUUAUUACCCUAUAGAACAGUUGAGUUUUCUGUCCUAAAAUGAAAUGACUACAAACUACUCGUAUACAGGUUCUACAUUAUAUCAAGGAAACGGAGCGUAGCAUUACUCACACAUGGGCUCGACUUCAUUCUUUUGAAAACCGACAGACACGUCGAACAUUACGUAAGAUUGAAAUUAAGAUUCAAAAGAAAUCAAAUAAUGGAAUCGAGGCUAUGCGUGUAUAAUGCCACGCUCCGGUAAUUCGGCAAAUGGGUACGUGUUUUUGAUGUUACUCAUAUAAUUUGGUAGGCCUGCACUCAUUUGUAUGUUUACAAUAGUGCUUGCUAUUCACUAAUUUAGGGUUUUUUACUUUUAGUGUAAAUGGAAUAAAUCAGAGAAUAACGUUUAAAUUGCCCAUCUUUCUUAACAAGUUUUUGAAACCUUCUGUCAUGGUCGCACAGGACUUCUUUUCUCGUUGGAAACAAUUAUCAAAGUAAGUACCGAAAUCAUAGACAUAUAUAGGCGCCCGACACCGAAUUUGGCAUGAAACCAUGGAAUCCGAGGUUUUUGUCGAGUUGUCCUGUUUUCAUUUGCUGAAAUUAUUAUAUUUUUCGUGUUUCGGCGAAAAUACAUGUAUGUCAAGCAAGUAAGGUAUUCAAAAUCGUAAUUACCGUACUUGGUCUAAUAAACACUUCUUAUAUAACACACACCCGGAUAAUAUUCUGACAUGUAUUGGCAUGAAACGUGAUCGGACUAAUGAGACUAGGGAAUGUUCGAGUCAAUUGUAGUGUUUGUAUACGCAAUUAUGCUUGUUUUUUAUAAAUCGUGGAUUCAAGUUGCAUACUGAAUAUCUUUCAUAAAGUACAGGUACUUUAUGUACUUCAUUUUAAAGGUACACCUUGAGUCCUGAAGCACCAGUUAGGUCGAUGUCAAAUUGCUGUAUACACAUAAUAAUAAAUUUGUAACCAAAGCACAUUGUUUAAGAAAUAGAAAACGAGUCGCGUGCGUUUAUGGUGUGAUAAUGCACGCGGGGAAUAUUGGGAGAAUACGAGAGAAGCGUGUAAAAUACGAGGCGUGGCCGAGUGUUUUACACGCUUCUCGAGUAUUCUGCCAACAUUCCCCGAGUGCAUUAUUGCACUAUAAACGCACGAGACGAGUUUUUCUAUUUCUUUUGUAAUAUAAGUAGAAGAUAAUACAUAGUAAAAAAUUUACUCAAAAGAUCGACGUUGAAAUUCUCCUAACAUGUACUCAGUGACGUCACGCGCAUGCUUUUCCUGUCGCUUGAAUUUUUAAGCAAGCGAAGGAGCGAAAUUGCCAAAACAAUACAAACUUUUGAUGCUUUAAAACUGGAAAGAUUGUUUGAAAUGCUGGAAAUAAAAACAGUGAUACACAGACUAAGUUUUUCAGCAUUUGGGCUGCUGGAUUUGCCAUGAAAGACGUUAAAUCAUAGGUUUUGUCGUGUUGCUCAGUUUUAAAUUUCGAAAUUAUUGUAUUUUUUGUCUUUCGCCGAAACUAUAUCUAGCACGCUUUUGCACGCUUUUGCCCAAAACCUGUCGAGACAACAACAUAUUGGACGAAUGCCAAGCCAGUUAAUUUUACACGUAGAACUAUAGAAAAAUUGCUUUGUUCCUUAUUUGGUCUCUUCCUUCUUGCUUUGUGAUACAUUUUAUAUUUUAGAAGCUCUGUAGUUUUGUUUAUAUUUUUGGCUAAAAAGCAGUGAUGAAGAGGGGAAAAAAACAGAGAAAGAGCAAAGCAGUGCCACAGAUCACAGUGCAUUAUUGCGUCACAAUGCACGCGCAUUAGCCAAUCAAAUCGUCUGUUAUAUCACACUUAUAUUAUAAUUUCUUAUAGUCCAGGCCAAGAGUCGCAAAAUGUGUUUCAAGCAGCGUUUCCAAUGGAUGCUGAAACAGUGAAAACAAAGGUAGGAGACAACGUUAAAACAGCGAUAGAUAUUAUGUUAAGGAAAGCUCUCUUAUAUAUCUGAAUUGCUUGGAAAAUUGUUAUUUGUUGAAGACCAAACAGUAUUGUACUUAGUUAAAGAGUUGGAAAUUUUUCUGAUGGAAUUAUGUGACUGUCAUUGCUCUGACUGCAAGAACGUUCAUUGCAUGUUUUCAAGUUAAAUUACUUAAAAGCCAAAUUAUCCGCCAUGGAAAUGGCAUUGUUGGCAUAUAGCAACCGCUGUCAUGUAAUUUAAAAAAAAAUCUAAACCCAUAUGUUGUUUUGUAUUUUUCAGCUACUUUUUACGAUUUUUUAAAAAUAAAUAAUUGUGUUAAAAAUAAAUAAUUAUCGCUUUUCAAAGACUGUCCUUUAUACAGUAAACAGAAAAAUACAUGGGUGCUUGGAAAUACCAGAUUUAUUUCUCGUGUUGAACAUGAUAUCAUGUUCAACACUCGAAAUAAAUCCGGUAUUUCCAAGCACCCAUGUAUUAUUCUCUAUAUAAUCACCUCAACGGCAACCAAUCAGCGUGGAGAAUUUUCAAUAAUCACCUGUGUAAUUAUACUAAUUCAAAAUAGUAAAAGAAUAAAAAGUGCAUAUAUAUGGACCAAGGCUCACCGCCGUUAUUUUCUAGUUAAAAAUGUUUUCCCUGUACAAGACUGCCUGUACGACAAUAACCUCUGGGGAAGGGGGGAUUAAACAGCAACGAUAAAAUAAAAUAUCAUGUCACAUUUUUGAAAUAUUUAUUGUGAUAAAGAAACGUUUUCUAAUUUAUAUUUUAGCUGAUUGGAUUUGGUUGUGGCGUAUUGGAAAAUGUUGACCCGAAUCCAGAGAACUAUGUUUGUGCUGGUAUAGUAGGCACUAAGGUCACUCAAGUCGGUGUGCUUAUUCGAUUGGAACCAAAUUUAUCUUCACAGGUAAGUAUCUUGAUUCGCUUUUCUUGGGCAGGAAUCAAACAGGCCCAUAUAAGGCCAAAAAAAAUAUGUGGGUUUCCGGUUUCUUCUUAUAAAAACUUAGCCUUAGGUAGGGUAGGUCGGUUUUAACUUUUUUUUUAAACUUUUUAAAAAAUUUUCUAACAACCGGACGCCAUUUUGUUUAGUCAGUGCUUCCACAUCCAAAGAUAAAUUUCCCUAAUAUUGCCUCAAAUUUCAAUUUUCCACAAACUUUUUCCUCUAAGUGGAAACACUUACAAGCAUGAUCCAAUAAAAACGUUUAGGGUCGGGAAACCGGAAACCCAUAUAUUUUUUUUGGCUUAAUCUAUCCUUCUUGCGUGGCAGCAAAAUUUAAAAAUAUGAUUUUCUUGUUUACAUCCAAUUUACAAGUUUCUGUACAAGAAACCAUCGCCAUUUCAGAUCAAUGCCACUGCCAGUAACAUAUUCGAGGCUGGACACGUCCUGUUAAUUUACAUUGUUUUUGGCGUGUUAAACUAGGCCCGUUUAGACAAUCCGACAUCAUCCAAAUUUAUUGGUCCAACAACCGCUAACAGCAAAGGGCGAACUUCAAAUCGCAUUUGUUGAUCAGUUUACGACGGCUAAGUAGCUAACUUAUGUAUGGUGUCCUAGGAGCGACAUCAACAUUUUUGUUUCAUUUUUAAAUUUAUUUGCAUUCAAUUUACUUUUAAUGUAUUUUAAUUUUUAAAAGUUAUCUUUUUCUUGUUUCUAUUUUGUUUUAAAUUAUUUUAAAACGUUUCAACUCAGUUGGUUUUAAUUUAAAAUUAAUGAUGUCUAACUGCCGCAGAGAGACUGGAGAGAGCAUGCGCCUCAUUUGAUAAUCCUGGUCAGCGGUAGAUCACGUUAAUGCACUGAGCUAUAUAGAUAUAAUCACAGAUUAAGAACAGAUGUGUAACUUCGGUAAAAAAGUUGUCCCACGGUCGCCAUCUUCCUAUCAAGUGUCGCUCGCGUGAUAAUUCGUCAUUUGGUAAUACGUCUUGCUAUCAAAAAUGCUUUCAACACCUUUUCAAUAACUUUAAUUGCUUUCAACAACUUUAAACAUUCAACAUUGAUUGUUUAAUCCAAAAAUUUCGAUCCAAAAAGGCCGCAAUAAAGUGCAAAAAAAUUAAAAGUUUGUGUUUUUCAGGACGCCAUUUUGCUAGCAAGUGUGAUGGCGUGAGCAUGACGUGUAUGUACAUCUAGGGAAAUUUGAGGACACGAAGUCACAGAUAUAGGCUACACAGUUGCCCAACUUUUUGGUUUUUCCUAUGAUUUUCCAUUAUUUCCAACGAUUUUGGCGUAACCGUAAUUCGUCAUCAAAAUGCUGACGCCAUGGUCCUAACCAGUGCGCGUUUGAGAGACAUUCAUCCCCCUGAUAAUAUUCAGAAUGGCGGACAUCCAGGGAGGGUGCUUCUCAUAAGCGCACUGGCUAGGACCGUCAGCAUUUUCAUGACGAAUCAUGGCGUGGCAGCGGUUACUCGAGUCGACCUUCCGUAUAUCUUUUCGUAUGUAGCGGUUACUCGAGUCGACCUUCCGUAUAUUGUCUUUAUUCUGUGACGAAGUCCUAUUAAGUUUCACAUCUGGUCAUACUUAAUCUGUGAUUUAAUGUCUCUUCUCGGACAUGAGGAUUUUUUUUUAAAUCGUCAUGUCCGAGAAGAGACAUCAUUAAUUUUUAAAUUAAAAUUCAACUGAGUUGAAACGUUUUAAAAUAAUUUAAAACAAAAUAGAAACAAGAAAAAGAUAAAUUUUAAAAAUAAAAAUACAUUAAAUGUAAUUUGAAUGCAAAUAAAUUUAAAAAUGAAACAAAAAUGUUGAUGUCUCUCCUAGGACACCAUACUUAUGCGCGCUUCGGUUUUAAAGUCCUAUCUUCGAACGGCUAACUGUUCACCUCAAAAUACAAUUCGAAGUUCGUCGCGUUGGUGAUUAGAGGUCCACUGUAAAUGUCAAUCUUAUAUGGUCUCUAUUGAAUGGAAAUUUUGAACAAAUUUGGAGAUCCUUCAUCUGGCAACAUGACCAAGCAUGGUGUUUAAACAGACCCAACAUGUUGCCAACCAACAAUGUGAAUGGUCAUUACAAGCUCUGGGGUACACUAGAAAUCGGUAAACAGCUUCGUUUUGUUUGGAAAGUGAAAACCCUGGAUAAAAACACUCACAAUUGUUUUCGAAAUAUUCUUGUGAACUUCACAAAGAUAAUGGCAACGAAAGUUAAGAUGAAAAAAAUAAUAGUCAAUUUUAAAAUAUCAUAUCCAUGUAUGUUAAUAUUACGUGCUGGAGGUUACAGCAAUUAAAACUUCAAAAUGAUAAACUAAUUUACUAAAUCUAAAUCCUCUACCGCCAAUAAACAGUCGGACGUCUAGCUGUAUAAUCUAAACUGUCCUCUGGGAGAGGACUAAGCAAGUGAUACCAUCCAUACAUUCUCUUCAUUAAGAAAUAAAAUUCAAAUAUGCUUAUGAAAAUACUGUAAUUGAGAAAUGUAUUUUAAGUCAACGCUAAAAAUGUUUCUUUUUUUUUUAGAUGUAUCGUCUCACUAUUCGUACACCAAAACCAGCAGUCUCAUCUCAUCUUUGUGAAAUAUUGAACAAUCAAUUGUAACGUACAGCAAUGACGAACAUGACUGAAUAUCUUUCGCACAGCGGAACAUCGCGAGUCCUUGGUUUAUUACGGCCCGACGUAUUUUUAUAAAUACAUUUUAACAUGCCUUUAUAGAUAGACAAUGCAAUAAUCCAUCGUGAUUGGAAUUUAAAAUGCCCAAAUCAAUGACAGCCAAAUCUAUGACAACGUCAUAGUAAUUUAUAUAAAUUGUCCCAAAUAGCUGUGCUUAGUAAUAAUGAUUUUAAGAAUGUGUUUAGGUAACCUCUGUCCGUGAUUUCUCUAAUUGUAAUCAGAUUCCCAAUGGUAAAUUAUAAAAUAUCAGUAUCCAA